ACGUCAGAGAGUAGCCAUGGCUCCAACCUCAAAUAUUUUCCACCUUCAUAAUAAUGAUUCAAAUGUAUAUAGUUUUCUUCAAAAAAAUAAUUUAGGAUGGUAUUUAUGCAAGGAACUGCAAGACUAUUCAAUGUGUUACGCCUAGAUGUAUUACGAAGCCACCCAAAAUGUAUGACUUUUCCAAAAUAUUUAUUUCGCUGCUUGAGUAAUAAAAGAGAAUUAAAAGUCUACAAUAUCGAUGUAAAAGAUUACAUUGCCAAGCUGCAAAGCGAGUAUUUGGAAUUACUGAAAGUCGAUAGUUACAUGUCGAAUCCACGAUGUAUUGAACUGCAACCAGUAAUAAAUAUAAUCACGAAGAGAGAUGAGCUUAUUACCAAUAUUGUUGAUCUAAAAGAAUUAGCUGCAUCGCCAGACAAAGAUUUAGCUGCAUUGGCCAAAGAAGAGGAAACUGAACUGGAAACUAAACUGUAUCACUUGGAGGAAACAUUAAUCGAUGCCUUACUGCCAGAGGAUCGCGAGGAUUCAUUUGAUACCAUUAUAUUGGAGGUGCAAGCAGGAGUAGGCGGUCAAGAAGCUAUGUUAUUCGCACAGGAAAUGUUCGAUAUGUAUUGCAGUUUUAUAUCUCUCAAAGGCUGGAAGUACGACAUUGUAGACUACAUGGGCACCGACCUCGGAGGAAUACGACGCGGCUCUAUUCUAGUAAAUGGAAGCAAAGCAUACAAGUUUUUCAAACAUGAGGGUGGAGUGCAUAGAGUGCAACGAAUCCCUUCUACCGAAAAGAGUAGCCGCAUUCACACUAGUACAGUGUCUGUAACUGCUUUACCUCAGCCUAAUGAAAUUGAUAUCCGGAUUGAUCCAAAAGACUUGAAGAUUGAAACGAAGAGAUCAACAGGAGCAGGAGGACAACAUGUAAAUACCACCGAUUCAGCAGUCAGAAUAGUUCAUUUACCAACCAACAUUAUGGUGGAAUGCCAAGUAGACCGAUCCCAAAUAAAAAAUCGAAAAUUGGCGUUGACCAAAUUACGAGCACUGUUAUACCAGCGAGAGUUGGAAGAACAACUAGCUCAACAGGAAUCGACGAAAAAGAGCCAAGUUAGUUCGAAUAAUCGAAACGAGAAAAUACGCACGUACAAUUUUAACCAAGAUAGAAUAACGGAUCACCGAUUGUCGGGGGUGCACUUUCACAAUAUCAAAAUGUUUAUGGAAACGGGUGCUGAUUUGGAAGAACUGAAUGAGCAGCUAGACCGGCAGGCCAGAAUAAGUAGUUUGCUUGAGAUCGUAAAUAAGUUUUUGAAAUGAGUUAUACUCAGAAAGUUACAUUUAUAGGAACAGACCGAUCCGCAGUGUUAUUCAAGCGAAUAGUUUUCCUGGUUAUUCUUGUAAAAAAUGGCUAACUUGAAUACAUUCACCCUUAUUACACUUACUGUAGUGAUAUUGUAUAUAAGACUUAAAUAAAACGUGCAAACCAUU
Messenger RNA from Dendroctonus ponderosae (mountain pine beetle), 1470 nucleotides. RefSeq names its product peptide chain release factor 1-like, mitochondrial (gene mRF1). The transcript has 3 exons. NCBI's taxonomy places the organism in Eukaryota, Metazoa, Arthropoda, Insecta, Coleoptera, Curculionidae. Gene Ontology annotation, biological process: translational termination. The record is from RefSeq and is a predicted model, not a curated record. Gene Ontology annotation, molecular function: translation release factor activity. The coding region runs from base 97 to 1299 and encodes 400 amino acids.